GUCAAAGCGCCAGAACCGAAAGUUAUGAGGGGUUAUGGUUUUCAGGCUUGACCCAUGUGGUGUAGCAUGUGUCUUGAUAACUCACUUACUUGUAUUAUACUCGGAUUAUGUUGUGGUAUUUUACUUGGUGCUUCCGGUUCUCAAAAACAGCUUUUGGGCUAUUCUAAAUACGAUAUGCUUUAAUAUAGUGGCUUCUUUACUAUUAUUUUCUCAUAUAUGUGCUGCCGUAACGGAUCCAGGACUGAUACCUUUGCAUCGGUAUACUGCUGAUCAGUUAGCUAGUGUUCAGUUUGUCGUGUGUUUAUCAAACUUUAUGGCUUUCAGAAUACAGAAUGCUAUAAAAACCCAUUCAGCUUUGUCUACUUAUUGUAAACGGAAACCUGAUGGAUGGACCACUUGUAAUAAAUGUGGAAUACAUAGGCCACCGAGAGCUCAUCAUUGCAGAAUUUGUCGACGAUGUGUAAGACGAAUGGAUCACCAUUGUCCCUGGAUUAAUAAUUGUGUUGGUGAAUGUAAUCAAAAGUAUUUUAUUCAAUUUUUAAUUUAUGUCGGCAUUCUUUGUGUAUAUGCUCUGAUACUGGUACUUAUAUGUCGUGCUAUGAUCUCUGCCGGUUUAAAAGAAGAUGUAUCUAAUGCAGAUGUUGUAGUUGUCGCUCAUACAAUUAUACUUGUAGCAAUCUCCUGUCUAUUUGGAUUAUUUAUUUUAGCUAUUCUAUCAGAUCAGUACAAGUCGAUUGUUGAAGAUACAACAGCAGUUGAAGCUUGGAUAUCGGGUAAUAUUCCACAUUCUUCAUCCGAUACAGAAGCUUAUCCAGAUGGCAACGGCAACGGUGGUGUUGUUGGUGGAGGAUUUCGUCGUAAAUUAUCUAAGUUAACUCUGUUUCGUGAGGUUUUUGGAAGUGGUCCAUUUUAUUCUUGGCUAUUACCAUGUUCAUAUCUUUUCAAGCCUUAUCCAAAAUACUAUACUGCUUUAUCUAAUAUUAUUAAUGAUGUAAAUUACCCUGUCAAUAGUUGUACUACUACUACUACUAAUAAUAAUAAUGAUAGUAAUCUUCCAAUCAAUCAACAUCAUCAUCAUCACCAUGGAAUUGAUAAGAAAUCAACAUCAAUCACUAAUAUUUCUUCAUCAUCAUCUCCUAUAGUUACUAUUGAAACAGAUAGUAUUUCUUCAUCUUCCAGUUCUUCAAACAAUCAUUAUUAAUCUUCUUUCUUCUCUUACCAAAUUUAUUUCAUUGAGUUUGUACUCCUUUGAAUAACAUCUUCAAACCCCUAAUCUUUCACAUUAAUGCUUAUACUCUUACUACUUCUACCACUAUGGGAUUUGAACCGACAAUUGCAUCUCGAACUGAUGUACGUACGUACGAAGUUCUACGUUGUGACUAACCGACUGACUAUUAAUGAAAUUAUCAUGAAAUUGAUUGGUGAAAUUCAAUUUAUGUAUACCCAUUCACUGUUCAUCUAUCGGUAAAUGAUGUUUGUAUUAUUUCUUUUCUUUUCCUUUUUUUCUUUUCUUCUUUGUUUAAUCGUUUUUCUUGUUUUUUCUUCUUCUUUUGAAUUGAUUCAUUGUUUAAGUUGUUUUUUCUUUCAUUGCUUAGUUCAAUGUUGUUUAAAAGAUUAUAGGUUCUGCUGAAUUGACAUGUUAUUUUUCUAAACAUAAUAAUAGUAUUGAUAUUACUGAUACUGAUACACAUAUACGCAGAAUGAUAUAAUUCCUUCAUGUGAAUAGAUUGUUUGUACUGUCAACUAUCUUUGGCUUGUUCUUCAUGUGUGUGUGUGUGUGUAGAUAGAUAGAUAGAUAGAGAUUACCCCAUAGAUUUGUAAUGAAUGAGAUCAGUUAGUUUGUUUGAAAUAAUCUUUAGCUUGAUAUCAAAGAUCAUGAUGAUUCUGUUAUCAUUUCAGCAUUUAAUGUUUUCAAGCUCAUGUGUAUAUGUAUACUUGAAUAGCUUGUGUUGGGAUAUAAUCAAUAAUUAUCUAUCAAUCUAUUCACCAAUCUUUCUUAAACUUCAUCAAUUUAAUAAUUUGUGCCUACUUAAAUGAUGUUAGUAACUAUUCAUUUAUUGAUUUGUGUAUGUGCGUGUGUGUGUAUGUAUCUAUGUACUUCAUAUUGAUUACUUUUGAUUAUCAUUUUAAUUUUUUCUUUCUUUUUUUUGUUUACUUUAUUUUUUACUUAUUUUUUUGGUAUGUUGUGUUGUUUUUUUUUCUACAACACUGAUAUAUGUACUUUCAAUUUUACCACAUUUUUGCACACACCUCAUUUUUUUAUUUUUUGUAUACAAAGAUUGUAUUAUAUAAUAUCUAUAUAACCUUACAGUGAUCUGAUUAUAUCCGUUUUCAGAAUACUGAUGAUGAUGGUGAUGUGUAACAGUGUAGUAUGGAUUACUGAUAUCCACAUAAGUAGUAUAUAACGAUGGUCGGGCAUUGAAUGUAUUUCAGUAGAAGAUCAAUAAGGACAAAACUGGGACGACGCGCAAUUGGUAUGAAAAUGAAUGAAAAAUCAAACCAGAGAAGAUGAAUUAAUAUUUACAGAAGAAAAAGUGAAGAUUGAGACAGUUGAUUGUUAUUUUGCAAAUUAACUAUACACUAUAUGGUUCUCAUAUUUUGUGCUAAAAUACAUUCGUUUGUCCCCCCCCCCAAUUCGUGUUCUUGUUCACUGCGACAGUAGUUUUGUAUUAUGAGAACAAUAAAAAAAGUAUUAUUUAGUAUUG
Schistosoma rodhaini is the source of this 2705-nucleotide messenger RNA. The record is from the annotation of a GenBank genome assembly. Lineage: Eukaryota; Metazoa; Platyhelminthes; Trematoda; Strigeidida; Schistosomatidae.